GAAGCCAUGUUGGAUCUACACUGGAUCCUGGUUGGGAUUUUCUAACGCCGUAUGUUUUUCUUUAAAGAAAUCCAAUUUUCGUGCUUUUGUCGGGGUUCGUCGGCCGAACUCGAUCGUAAACGAUGAACUCCAGUGUCGACCUGUCCCGGCGGAAUCCGCAGGAGGAUUUUGAGCUGAUCCAGAGGAUAGGAAGUGGCACAUACGGAGAUGUAUACAAGGCUCGUAAUGUAAACACAGGGGAGCUGGCUGCUAUCAAAGUCAUCAAACUGGAACCUGGUGAGGACUUUGCUGUCGUCCAGCAGGAGAUCCUAAUGAUGAAGGACUGUAAACACUCUAACAUUGUUGCCUAUUUUGGCAGCUAUCUCCGAAGGGAUAAAUUAUGGAUCAGCAUGGAGUAUUGUGGAGGAGGUUCGCUACAAGAUAUCUAUCAUGUAACUGGUCCUCUGUCUGAGUCACAGAUAGCCUAUAUGUCACGGGAGACGCUGCAGGGUUUAUACUACCUGCACAAUAAAGGCAAAAUGCACAGAGAUAUCAAGGGAGCCAACAUCCUCCUGACAGACAACGGCUACGUCAAACUUGCUGAUUUUGGUGUGUCAGCCCAGAUCACAGCCACUCUCGCCAAGAGAAAGUCAUUCAUUGGAACGCCUUACUGGAUGGCUCCAGAGGUGGCGGCAGUAGAGAGGAAGGGCGGCUACAAUCAGCUGUGUGAUAUCUGGGCGGUGGGCAUCACUGCCAUAGAGCUGGCUGAGCUACAGCCCCCCAUGUUUGAGCUCCACCCGAUGAGGGCUCUUUUCUUGAUGACCAAGAGUAACUUCCAGCCUCCGAAGUUGAAAGAUAAACUCAAGUGGACAAAUAACUUCCAUCAUUUUGUGAAGUUAGCUCUGACAAAGAACCCAAAGAAGAGGCCCACGGCAGAGAAGCUGCUCCAGCACCCGUUCGUCUCCCAGCCUCUCAGCCGGACGCUCGCCAUCGAGCUGCUGGACAAAGCCAACAAUCCCGACCACAGCACGUUCAACGACUUUGACGACGACGAGCCUGAGCCUGAGUCUCCAGUAGCUGUUCCUCAUCGUAUCCGCUCCACCAGCAGGAGCACCCGGGAAGGAAAGACCCUAUCCGAAAUCAACUUCGGACAAGUGAAGUUUGAUCCUCUCUUGAGAAAAGAGACGGAACCUCAUCACGAGCCGUGUGAUUCUGAGCCCUAUCUGGACUGUGUUGAGGAGCUCUACUAUACCGCGAGAUCUAAUCUGGACUUGCAUUUGGAGUAUGGCCAUGAUUCACCAAGUCUGCUUGGAGGAAACAAGAGUCUUCUGAAGUCUGUCGAGGAGGAGCUUCAGCAGAGGGGCCAUGUUGCACACUUAGGGGAUGAUGAGGAUGAUGAUGGUGCAGAUGAUGAUGAUGAAACUCAGACUCACAAAUCCAGCACUAUUAAGAGGCCAAAGGAGCCCCCUCCCCUCCCUCCAAAGCCAAAGUCUAUCAGCUCCUCCCAGCAGCCCCCUCAGCAGAAAAAUGACGAGAGCCAAUUACACCACGAGGACGACGCAGGAGGAGGGGGAACCAUCAAGCGCUGCCCGAGCUCAGAGGCUCCGAGCCCCGCCAAGCCGUCCUCCAGCGUCCCCCCACGGCCUCCGCCCCCGAAGCUGCCGCCCCACCGCCGCAGCAGCCUAGGUAACGACAGCCCGAAGCGAAAAGACGUGGGAAACUCUGCCCCAGAGGAGGAUGAUGAUGGGAGCUUUAGGCAUUUCUGGGAAUGGCUCCACACGCCUCACACAGAGGAGGAGCUGGAGGAGGCUUGGGAGGUGCUGAAGGAGGUGAAAGAGGAGCAGGAAAAGGAAGAGAGUAAGAGCAGCUGAUUGGUAGCUGGGUAGUGUCCACAGACCCUGUUGUUCCCAUCGGUUAUGUGGUCCCCCCCCCAUUAGCCGGUUCUUUUUCCUGUAGACUAACUGAUUUAUCUGUUCCAUGAGCACAUUAACAACAAAACGCUUUUCAAAUGGGUUUUUCUUUUUUUAUUGAUUUAAAGUUCCUUCUGUUCAUCAGCUCCUGCUCAGUAUUACUGUCUGUCCUUUCUAAGGUCUAAUUAUUUUCCUCUUUUAUUUUUUCUUAAUCCAAUCAGUCAAUCAGCUGUUACCCUGUUAGAGCCAUAAACAAGAACAAUUUGGACAAGAAAUGUUUAUGGCUCUAACACCCUUCCUCCCCCCCUAACUUCCAAGAAGGAAGAAGAGAGAUUUUGAAUUCGGAAAUCUUUAUUUUCCUGCGGAACUUUAGAAACAGAAAGAUAUUAAUAGUUUUAAGGGGCUUUUUAUAGUCAAGUAUCUGAUUCUUUGGAUCGACCAGAAGAGUUUGGUGCGUCGUGUGUCGGAGAUUUGCUUGAUAGGGCAUACUGUAAACUCAGUCUGUCAUUAGUUCAAAUAUUUUAAAACUCAAUUUUCAUUUAUUUUAUAUGGAUUUUGCGUCAUAACCGACAUAAAAGUUGUCUAAUUGAGAUUAGCUAG
Molecule: messenger RNA, 2489 nt
Organism: Cyprinodon variegatus (sheepshead minnow)
Lineage: Eukaryota; Metazoa; Chordata; Actinopteri; Cyprinodontiformes; Cyprinodontidae
Gene: map4k3
Product: mitogen-activated protein kinase kinase kinase kinase 3
Exons: 20
Coding region: 123-1850 (575 amino acids)
Biological process (GO): protein phosphorylation
Molecular function (GO): MAP kinase kinase kinase kinase activity; ATP binding
Source: RefSeq, a predicted model, not a curated record